This is a messenger RNA of Dreissena polymorpha, 1409 nucleotides long. RefSeq names its product EGF-like repeat and discoidin I-like domain-containing protein 3. The transcript is spliced from 9 exons. Gene Ontology annotation, molecular function: calcium ion binding. NCBI's taxonomy places the organism in Eukaryota, Metazoa, Mollusca, Bivalvia, Myida, Dreissenidae. The coding region runs from base 99 to 1163 and encodes 354 amino acids. The record is from RefSeq and is a predicted model, not a curated record.
GGAAAAUGCAUGAAAACUGGUCAAACCGCUUGCCAAAAGAUUUAUCCAAAAUAUUUCGAAGAUAAUUUUUCGCGACGCCAUUUUGAAAGGAAUUGAAAAUGGAGUCGUUGAAGGUUCUGGCCGUUUGUUUGAGUCUGGUGUAUGUCGCAAAAGCCAGCUUUUUCGAAGUUCGAUACCCGAGCGUGGUGGUCGCAGCAGAAACUGGCGGGAAUCUAACCAUUGAGGCUGGCCCCAACGCUGGCAACAUCUACAUGACCCCUGGAACGAGGGGAACAGUGUUCAUCGGACGGACGGACAUGCUCAAGCUGUUUGAGAUCGUGAACAGCCAGCCUCCGAUCUGGGGUCAGAAGGCUCCUUAUGGCUCCCUAGGAACUUUCCUCGGGGGAGACAAUAUCACUGUUCAGCUCACAGCCAUGGAUCCAGAAGGCUCGAAACUGAGAUUCGAGAAGAUCGCCGGUGCUUUGCCUCCCGGCGUGUUACUCUCUGCUUCAGGUCUGCUGAGCGGAGUGGCGCCCGAUGUAGACGCUACGUACGAAUUCGGCAUCCGGGUGGUGGACGAGCAGGGGAAAUACGCUGACCAGACGUUCACCAUCGAUACCCGAGAGCUGGACCAGUGUCGCUCUAACCCCUGCAAGAACAACGGGGUCUGCACGGACGCGUACGGUAACUACACUUGCCACUGCACAACACAAUACGGCGGACGCACGUGCACAAUAAAUUGUGAGAACGAGGCUGUGGGCGUGGCUUAUGGUGUUCGGAAGAUCCCGGAUGCGCAGAUGUCGGGCUACUACGCGUUCGGCGGAAGUGACCACAAGGCGUACGAGGGCCGCCUCGAAAGUACCACUGGGUGGAUCGGCGAGAACGCGGCCUCGUGGCUGCAGAUUGAUUUUGGCAACGAGCGGAAGGUUCACGCUGUUGCCACGCAAGGCUACUCGGACACGUUCAAUCUGGUCACCUACAAACUCGCAUGCAGCGUCGACGGCAACUCGUUCAUUGACGCGGCGUCAAAGAAUUUUACCGGAAGUGGAGCGAGCUUCAAGACGAUUACGAAGCAAGUUCUCCCGUCUCCAGUCAUCUGUCGCUACCUUCGCUUCCUUCCGCUCACGUGGACGAAUUCACAUCCGGGUUUUCGCGUAGAGGUUUACGCAUGUGACGAAUACUAAGGAUCUUUGUCUUUAAAAAUGGGACUUACUUUUUCAGAAAAGUGACUACUUUCUUUAUAAAAUGAACUGGAAAUCUGCUUAGAAAAUGCUCACACUAUGUGUUUAUGCUAACAAUUGGACUGUCAUCAAAAUAUUGCUGAAGUUUACGUCAUAUAUUAAUAAGAUUUGCAUAACUAACCCUCAAGUAACAUAAAAGACACGAAACUUGUAUGUACAUGUACAACUACAAAUAUAUGAAUACACCAA